AACCGGAAGUUGGUUACAACGUGCGCCGAAAACCGUUAACUGUUGCAGAUACUGUUCUAUUUUUGUAUGACAUCAGUAGCUGCUAGCCUCUUAAGACGACCGACCAGUACUUUGAAUACACUCAAGUUUGCUUGCUGCUUAGAUAAUUUUAUCGUCAUGCCUUUCUAUGCUGUGAAAAAAGGACGUGUACCCGGCGUAUAUGAGACAUGGACUGAAUGUCAAGAACAGAUAAAUGGUUUCUAUGGCGCCAAGUUUAAGAAGUUCAAUACAGAAGAGGAAGCUCUGGCUUUUGCAGAUAUUUCUCCAUCAGACAAAACUCUCUCCAGUGUAGCAAAAUCUAUUCAACCAAUUGUGAAAAAACUCAUGUCCAGAGUGAAAGAAGUCUCUCCUCUCUGUCAGACACUGGUGUCAAUGCUGGCUGAUUUGGAUGAUUCAGAAGAUAGCAAAGAAUUUUCAACAUUAGCAUGUAAUGUUGAAAAUGAUUUGGCUAAGUUGACAGCAAGUGUUAAACUGACAAUUGAUUCUAAGCUUUUGACAGGAACUACUAAGAGGAAGGCUUCUGAUUCAUCUGAAAACACACCAGAACCUCCUGAAAAGAAGAAGUGUGUUGAAGAAGGAGGUUUUUCUGGGAAAAAAUUUGCUGAUGAUGACGGAGUUGUUGUUUACACUGAUGGCUGCUGUUUCCACAAUGGUAAACAUGGUGCCUCAGCUGGACUUGGUAUCUACUGGGGAGAAGGAGAAAAGAACACAAGUGAAAGACUUGAUGGGCGACAAACAAACAAUCGGGCUGAAAUACAUGCUGCCAUUAGAGCUGUUGAACAAGCAAAGGCCAAAAAUAUUUCAAACCUUAUUGUCAAAACUGACAGUCAGUUCCUAAUAAACUGUAUAACUAAAUGGUUGGAGGGUUGGAAAAAGAAGAACUGGAUGAAAUCAAGUGGAGAAGAAGUGAUAAACAAAGAAGAUCUGCAGGAAUUGGACGAGAAAUUGGAGGGAAUCAAUGUUAAAUGGGUCCAUGUGGAUGCUCAUUGUGGAGUGGCUGGAAACGAAGCUGCUGACAAAUUGGCCAAUAAAGGAGCAAAACUCCCUCUACCCAAGUAGAUUUUCCUGCAUGUUGUUAUUCGGAAUGUCAACAAAUGAUAUAUCGUAAAGUCUCACACACACACACACACACACACACACACACACACACACACACACACUCUCUCUCUCUCUUGCACAGAUAUAGUGAUAAGCAUAGUCUUACAAUAAUACUUUCGAAAUAUCCUUUCACAGAUAUAUAGUAGUAUUUCUACAAUAAAAGAUAUAUCUAUGUAUUCAUAA
Octopus bimaculoides (California two-spot octopus) is the source of this 1320-nucleotide messenger RNA. Its product is annotated as ribonuclease H1. NCBI's taxonomy places the organism in Eukaryota, Metazoa, Mollusca, Cephalopoda, Octopoda, Octopodidae. The record is from RefSeq and is a predicted model, not a curated record. Gene Ontology annotation, molecular function: magnesium ion binding; nucleic acid binding; RNA-DNA hybrid ribonuclease activity. Gene Ontology annotation, biological process: DNA replication, removal of RNA primer.